CUCUAGAAAAACAAAAACAGGAUUACAGAACACCAGCCAAGGUGACAUUUUCGGGAAAAAAGAAUAAAUGUCUAUUAAAUGGUUUACCCGAGCCAAGAAAACUUUGUUACAGCUCAGAUUUUGACAUGGCAGCGGAUGAUGAGAUGAAGAAUGAAAAUGUUAAAACAACUGAUGUGUUGACACCGAAUGAUGUUGAAGACGGAAUCUUAGAUCGUGAAAUCUACAGUGAUAGCGAUGACGACAACCUUCUACACUAUUGUCAGGUUGAUGAUGAUGAGGAGGAUGAAACUCAAGAAUCGGCACCAAAAACUCCACAGAUUCCUGAUGACACACAGAAAGAUUCUGAGGAACAGUUAGUUCCAAAUUCCCAGACUAAAAACACGAAAUCUACCGAGACUGAAAAUGUAGUAUGCUCUGCCACCACACCAAAUAAAACAAACUUACAAAAACCUCUAAAAAGUGUUUUCGCCAUUCCAAGAGAACCAACCCGCAAUCUGAGACCCCGAAAACGCACCAACUACGAUGAAAAUACAGUAGAAAUCCCAAGUUUCAAAAGUGGGAUUAGUCCCAAGAUGUUUGGUCUUUUAAAAAACAGAUCCACCCAAAAUAAAAAUAGAACAGCGCUGAAGGAUUCGAGAAACGUAACGAGACAUGAAAUGGAAGGACAGAACGAAUUGGAAAUCGCAGCCAAUAAGAAACCUGCUUCUAAAAAAACACCUAAGAUUAAAACCAUGCCUGGUUUAUUUGACGAAUAUGAAAUCGAAAUGACGUCUGAGAGUGAAUCCAAGAAAGUCCAUGACAAACUGGUCGAUGAAUUUUUGAAAUUUGAGAAAUCCAACAGAUCGAAUGAUACUGAAAAUAAGGAAAAGAAGAAUAAAUUGAGAGAAAAUUUAGCUGAUGAACUUGAAGAUAAUGGAAAGCCAGCUGGUUCUCUAGAUACAGAAUCAAGAUCUACUGGUAGAAAUAUUGAAACUCAUUUAGAAAAGAAGGAAUCAAAAAAUAGGGGAGGUAAUCCAGUGGAUUUAAAGCAUAUUAACGAAAAAAAGAAGAGAGAUAAUCCAUUAGAUGAUACAAACGAGCAAAAGAAGGGAAAUAAUCAAGUUGAUGUUAAACAUAUGAACAAAGAAAAGUCGUUAGAAAUAUCCGGUCAAAAUCUGGAGGGCGGAAAAAGGCCUCUGAAGAAAAAGAAAAGAGAUAAAAUAAUUCCAUCUGCCGUUGUUAAAUUAUCACGAAAUCCAAUAUCAAAGAAUGAUGAAAUUCCUGAUUUAACAAAUUUGAGUGAUGAAGAAAAUUUGAAUGAAGAGCACAUGAAUAUUCAUGUCAUUAAUGAUAUUCAAGAUGAGGAUAUGAAUAUUAAUGAGCAUAUUGAUGAAGAAGAAGAUAUGAAUAUCAAUGAGCAUAUUGAUGAAGAUAUGAAUAUUCAUGUUUUAGAUACACUCUCACGGAAAUUUAAAAUGCCAUCAUUCUUACAGCCAGAGACUCUGUCGUCCAGUUAUAAUGAUGAUGAUAAUUCUGUACCGGGUAACAAUAUGACUGGUAAUACAACUCUAGAGAAAGUACUACUCAAACUACGGCAGAUUGGUUCCCAGUCUAGCCCCGAAAUACCAGCAGAUGACGAGGAGGGGGAAUCCCCUAGAUUAUUAUCUCCUACUCUAUCUGGAGUUUCAGAGUUGUCAAGUUUAUCAGAAGCUGAAUUUAAAAAUGUGGAUCAGAAGAGUAAUAAAACUGACGAGAAAAUGGUGAAGCCUGUUAAAAAAGUGAAAGCCAAUUCUGCACAAAAGAGGAAAACUGUUGUUAUGGACAUGUUCCAGGAAAUAACCCCACCAGAUAAAAAACACACAGCUAAACAACGACGUCUUGCAGCCAGUAAUAAAAGCUCAAGUGCCAGUAAUUUUGGAAUUUUAUUUUAUGAAGAAGAUAUUUUCCUAUGAUUUAUAACCAGUCUAAAUCAACCAGUCCGUCCAAUUUAAUUUGAUUAAUCCAGUGGAUCUACAUACAAACAUUUUGAUUUCGUUUGAAAUAUAGUGCUGAAUUGGGUUUGAUCGGGUAUUUUAUUGUGAUCAGUAAUGCUGUAUUCUUCCAUUGAUUAGGCACAUAUUUUUUUUUACCAUUUAUGUAUGAUGUUAAGCAAAUCUUAGUUUUUCUGCAUCAACAUCGAUGUCUGAAGAUGAGGUCACUGCUUGAGAAUCAAUUUGUGUCGACUAUGUGACGCUACAUCACAAUAAGCCUAUAUAAUUUAUAAUUCUGGUGGCAAAAUUAAAUACAAUUCUGUUCUCUUUCAUGUCCAAAAUCUAAACAAUUAAAUAUUGAUAGGAAAUCGGUAUGUUUUUUAUUUUAGUUUCAUUUUUAGCUUGAACUGUAAACAUUGGAACAUAAAAUUAUUUAUAUCUUAUGUUUUAUGUUUCUUGUAGUAUUUUAAUCUAGUCAAUUGAUGAAUGAAUCUCCUUUAAUUUUUUCUGUCGAUCAAUUACACAGCCUGUUGGGAAAACAGCUUCUAGGGUAAUAGACCUUUCUAUUGCUAAAGUAAAGCUACAUGUUCAUUUUUUUGUUUUCUGCUGUACUGGUACGUACUUUAUAAACUACAGACCAAUUAGUAGAAACUUUUUUCCCUCUUACACAAGCGUCAAAAUGAAUCUACUAACAUUAUUCUUGUGUUACUAGUCAAUUAUAUAUGGUUCUUAUCAAUAAAUUAUGGUUUCAUCAGUUAUUUAUGAUGUCAUCAAUUAUUUAGGAUGUCAUCAAUUAUUUAGGAUGCCGUCAAUCAAUAAUGGUGUUAUCAAUUAAUUAUGGUGCAGUCGUUAAUUAUGGUGCCAUCAAUUAAUUGUGGUACUGUCAAUAUCAAUUAUGGUGCUUUCUUUUAAUUAUUGUACUGUCAAUUAAAGAAGCUUUCAACAAUUAUCAUUUCAACAAUUAAUUAUGAUGCCAUCAAUUAAUUAUGG
This is a messenger RNA of Patella vulgata (common limpet), 2939 nucleotides long. RefSeq names its product merozoite surface protein 9. NCBI's taxonomy places the organism in Eukaryota, Metazoa, Mollusca, Gastropoda, Patellidae. The transcript has 4 exons. The record is from RefSeq and is a predicted model, not a curated record. The coding region runs from base 126 to 1931 and encodes 601 amino acids.